UAGCGGGUCGUUGAACGACAGAGAAAGAGAAAUCUUUCCGCUCAAGAGGGAAAUUUUUCCGUCGUUCGGAAAAAACAGAGACGUUCCUCGCAAGCCAGAACCUGAUUGUUUCACCUUCCUCUCAUUUCUCCAUUUUUCUCCGUCUACAAGAUGUCCUCUGUUUCUCAAUUCAGCGAGAACGAACCUUCUUCUUCACAGGAUUCAAAUCCAUGCCCCAUAUGCCUCGGUCCUUUCAUUCAGGAAUCGUAUCUAGAUUCUUGUUUCCAUAAGUUCUGUUACAACUGCAUUUUGCGUUGGACUAAAGUAGUCGCUGGCAAGCAUUCUCGUGCGCCUUCUUCUGUGAAGUGUCCUUUGUGCAAGACGGAAAAUCUUUCAAUAAUCUAUGGGUAUGAUGGAAGUUCAUUCCAAAGGCAUUGUAUAAAUGAAACUCAUGAGCAUAGUUCUUUCUUUUCAAAAGCACACAAGUACAGAUUACGAUGCUAUUAUACUGAACCAGGUACCUUGAGCAACAUAGUUAAUGUAUCGCGAUAUUGGAAGUCCCGAAAGUAUCUUCAGCCUAAUCAGUGGCUUCAAAGUUGGUUGAAAAGAGAAAUUCAAGCUCUUUUGCAGGAAGAGAAUGUUGACAUUAUUAUACAUCAUAUUCUUGGUGUGGUUGAUUCAUUCCUGAAAAGGAGCAAUCAACUUCAUGAAAUGAUGACAUCUGAAACCAAACAAGAAGAGUUCAAGACUCUAGUUUGUGAUGCAGCAAGGCCUUUCCUAGCUGCAAGAACAGACAGAUUUGUGAAUGAGUUGGAAUUGUUUCUUGCUUCAGGUUUCAAUAUUGAAGCUUACGAUGAUGUUUACAUACAGCAGCUGGGUUGGAACACUCCUGGAGCGACUGGUGAGUCUGCAGAUGUAGAACCUAGUGUAGCCAUACCAGCAGUCCCAUACUUGUAUAUCUUUGAUGAUGACUCUGAUGAAACCGACUGAGGCUGCAGGAGUAGAACCCUAUGAAUGGACGCCCAGCAAGCCCGAGUUCUAUGCCUUGGUUGACAACUGUGAUGAAGUUGAUUGAAACCUUUAUUUCCAAUGUAGAACCACACAACUUCCAUUACUCUGUAUCUCAAAUUUCAAGUGUAUGUGCUGCCGAUACAUAUACAUAUAUAUAGAUUAGAGCAUGUAAUGCAGAUUAGCUUGUAAUUGAGAUUGAAACUGUUUUUUCAGCAUAGCGCUUUUUUGAAUA
Jatropha curcas is the source of this 1222-nucleotide messenger RNA. Its product is annotated as RING/U-box superfamily protein. The record is from RefSeq and is a predicted model, not a curated record. NCBI's taxonomy places the organism in Eukaryota, Viridiplantae, Streptophyta, Magnoliopsida, Malpighiales, Euphorbiaceae. Gene Ontology annotation, molecular function: metal ion binding.